Molecule: messenger RNA, 465 nt
Organism: Haemonchus placei
Lineage: Eukaryota; Metazoa; Nematoda; Chromadorea; Rhabditida; Trichostrongylidae
Source: the annotation of a GenBank genome assembly
AUGAUUGUUGUCAACGGACCCAGAUCGUCAGGACUCAACAGCUGGGACAGAAGAAAUGAAAAAGCACGAAAUCAUUUUAAUGGGUAUGUAGACACGUAUCCAGCAUUUCUCAGCCAACUGCACUACUUAAUACCAUCGGAGCCAGGUGUUCUCAGCUCGGCUAUGGCCUCUCUGAAAGUUGGAUUGGUUCACGACCAAACUAGGUUGUGGACCGUCGAUCAGGCAAUUGAAUCCUAUGGAUUUCUCAGGCACAAAGUGGAGGAGUUGGCUCGAUCCCGUCAGGAUUCCGAAUAUUUGAGACCGAGAGGUAAUCCGUCGGUGGUUGCUCACACGCAGUCGUCGGGAGGGCCGGCGAUAAAGGAUGGACGAAUUUCUAAGCGCCAUUCGAAGCGUGUUGAAAAAAGGAAACUCCGAAGUCUGCAGCUAGCGACAGAGAAAAAGCUCGACGAACUUAGUAUGGAAUAG